Molecule: messenger RNA, 2151 nt
Organism: Fragaria vesca subsp. vesca
Lineage: Eukaryota; Viridiplantae; Streptophyta; Magnoliopsida; Rosales; Rosaceae
Product: glucose-6-phosphate isomerase 1, chloroplastic-like
Exons: 14
Coding region: 1-1872 (623 amino acids)
Biological process (GO): gluconeogenesis; glucose 6-phosphate metabolic process; glycolytic process
Cellular component (GO): cytosol
Molecular function (GO): monosaccharide binding; carbohydrate derivative binding; glucose-6-phosphate isomerase activity
Source: RefSeq, a predicted model, not a curated record
AUGGCUUCUAUUUCCGGCAUUUGCUCUUCCUCUCCCUCUCUCAAGCCGCGCCUCCGCCCGGUGGCCGCGGUGACGGCGAGUCUGCUGCGCCGCGACUCCGUCUCGUUUCCUGUCCUGCCCAGGCCCGGCGAUCGGAGCUUGUUUGCUGCUUCCGUGGCGCGGGAGGUCUCGGCGGAGCUGGCCAAGAGCGACGGCGGCGCUGUGGCGGAGGAGGAGAAGAAGAAGGUGCUGGAGAAGGAUUCGAGGGCGCUGUGGCGGAGGUAUCUAGACUGGCUGUACCAGCACAAGGAGCUCGGGUUGUAUUUGGAUGUGAGUCGGGUCGGGUUUACUGACGAGUUCGUUGCGGAAAUGGAGCCCCGGUUCCAGGCGGCGUUUAAGGCCAUGGAGGAGCUGGAGAAGGGAGCGAUUGCGAAUCCCGACGAGGGGAGGAUGGUCGGGCAUUACUGGCUGAGGGACCCCAAGCGCGCGCCGAACUCGUUUUUAAGGGUUCAGAUUGAGAACACUCUUGAGGCGCUGCUUAAGUUCUCCGGCGACGUCGUCAGCGGUAAGAUUAAGCCGCCGUCUUCUCCGGCGGGGCGGUUUACUCAAGUGCUUUCGGUUGGAAUCGGAGGCUCGGCGCUUGGGCCACAGUUUGUUGCUGAGGCAUUGGCGCCGGAUGUUCCUCCUCUUAAGAUACGAUUCAUUGACAAUACCGAUCCAGCAGGAAUUGAUCAUCAGAUUGCGCAGCUAGGUGACGAGUUGUCUUCUACGCUUGUAAUUGUGAUUUCAAAGAGUGGAGCUACUCCUGAAACUAGAAAUGGUUUACUUGAAGUACAGAAGGCCUUUCGUGAGGCUGGCCUGAGUUUUGCAAAACAGGGUGUGGCUAUAACUCAAGAAAAUUCAUUAUUAGACAACACUGCUAGAAUUGAGGGGUGGUUAGCUAGAUUCCCCAUGUUUGACUGGGUUGGUGGAAGAACAUCUGAGAUGUCUGCAGUUGGUCUUCUUCCAGCAGCGCUUCAGGGAAUUGACAUUAAAGAAAUGCUCGCUGGUGGAAAGUUGAUGGAUGAGGCUAAUAGAACCACUAUGCUUAAGAAUAAUCCUGCUGCCUUGCUUGCUUUAUGUUGGUAUUGGGCUACUGAUGGGUUGGGAUCCAAGGAUAUGGUUGUUCUUCCUUACAAGGACAGCCUACUAUUAUUUAGUCGGUAUUUGCAGCAGUUGGUUAUGGAAUCUAUUGGGAAAGAAUUUGACCUUGAUGGUAAUCGGGUGAAUCAAGGACUUACAGUGUACGGAAAUAAAGGGAGCACGGAUCAGCAUGCAUACAUCCAACAAUUGAGAGAUGGCGUGCACAAUUUCUUUGUGACAUUCAUUGAAGUACUACGAGAUAGGCCUCCCGGUCAUGAUUGGGAGCUUGAACCAGGUGUCACAUGUGGUGACUACCUAUUUGGAAUGCUACAGGGAACACGAUCGGCUCUUUAUUCUAAUGACCGAGAGUCGAUUACAGUUUCUGUGGAAGAAGUAACACCUAGAUCUGUAGGUGCUCUUAUAGCACUUUAUGAGAGAGCGGUAGGGAUUUAUGCCUCACUUGUCAACAUUAAUGCUUACCAUCAACCUGGUGUUGAGGCCGGGAAGAAAGCAGCAGGAGAAGUAUUAGCUCUUCAAAAGCGGGUUUUACAAGUACUUAAUGAGGCCAGCUGUAAAGAGCCUGUCGAACCAUUGACGCUAGAGGAAGUAGCCGAUCGGUGCCACUCUCUGGAUGAUAUCGAAAUGAUCUACAAGAUCAUAGCUCACAUGGCGGCCAACGACAGAGUUCUUAUUGCUGAAGGCAGUUGCGGUUCACCACGGAGCAUCAAAGUUUUCCUCGGCGAGUGUAAUGUGGAUGCAUUGUAUUCUUGAUCUCUUUCAUCUCCAAUCCCUAUGUGCCAUAGAAAAACAGAACAGAAAAGAGAGUACAGCAAUGUGCCAUAAAAACAGAUUAGCAAGCAUGUAUUUGAUUUCAGUCCCAUUGUAUCUUUGUCUUUGUUCAGAGUGGAGAAUCUGGUUUAAAUUAAACGUGGAAAUAAAAUUCCAGUAUGAGGCUCUCUGUCAUUCAGACUAUUACAGUUUCUAGACGAUGUUGGGGAAUAAGCUGGUUUAACAGAAAUAUUAUACUAAUAAUAUUGGAAUAUUAGGGUC